Molecule: messenger RNA, 5225 nt
Organism: Fusarium odoratissimum NRRL 54006
Lineage: Eukaryota; Fungi; Ascomycota; Sordariomycetes; Hypocreales; Nectriaceae
Exons: 3
Coding region: 1565-5023 (1152 amino acids)
Biological process (GO): protein sumoylation
Molecular function (GO): zinc ion binding; SUMO ligase activity
Source: RefSeq, a predicted model, not a curated record
GGGUGAGACACCAUUUGAGUAUAAGCCAACGUUGGCAUAUACUUGCUAUGACAACUUACAGGGUUGUUUGAUUGAUGUUGAUAUUCUAUAAUAGCAUGAUCGCGGCUCUCCGGAAUCGUGGUAGGGGCCUGCUUUUAUAUGAGCAGAAAAUUCGUAAACAAACGGAAAUUACAGUGUUCUUGAACUCAUGGGACGUUGGUUACCAACCUACAUCCAGUUACUCACUAUUCAUAUGAGGACAUGAGGCAGGGCGCAGGUCGUGUAACGCAUAAUUCUUCAAACUAAUAUGGUUUGUGCACAAUACGACUUUUGGCUGUUUGAAGCAUAAGGCAACAUGAGUCGUCGUCUGGUGAGAAUUGGAUCUCCACACGGUGCGUGUAUGAGCCAACGAUUCGAGGCAAAUAAUUGACGGCGGAUGUUUUGAGUACGAUAACGGAUAACUACCUUACCUUAUUAGUUCACCAGAGUUUAAAUAAACGAGAACCCCAGUCAACGCCAACGCCAUUGCCAACACCAAGAUCACAUCACAUCACAUUCUCCCCGCUCUCACACUUUUUUUUCUCAAACAAAAAAGAAGGGUCUAUGGUUGCGCCUAAUCACAUAAUAACCAUCAAGCACUGUCUGAGCGAAAAUAGCGGUAGCGUAAUUCAAAUUUGGUCUUUGAGAGGGGAAGCAUCUCGAUAAGAAAACAUCCAAGGGUACAGACCUCGAUAAAACAUCUAUUUUUGAAUAACAACGAGGAAUAUGGUUCAUGCUGUGGCCUGAGACAUUCAGGCGCAAUUGUAAACACAAAUAGAGACUUCCACCAAACAUAUCUAUCAGCCAUUUGAGAACUCGAACAUCGGCUGACUGCAGCUACCUCGAUACCUCAGAACUGCAAGAUGUCAACCUAUGACUACCUUAGGUAUGGUGUAUUUGUCGUACUUCGUUCUUUUCCCUCCAUUUUCUUUGUUUGUUUAUAGCUGAAGCGUUCCUUCGUUGGCGAUACACCAGGUACCUAUCUUGGGUAUCUUCCUUUGUUCGAUCAUAUUUCUGCCAUGGAAGGCGCGGCUGCCUGCGCUUGCACCUUUCUCAUUAGCAGCUUUUCGAGGUUGGGCUGUUGUUGGUGAGGAUGCCCCAGGGUUUCUCCGCUUGCCUCCAACCAACAAUAUUCACACAUCCCCCAUCCAUCUACCUACCUACGCAGCUACGCACACCCAUCCCUCUGAUAAGUCUGGUGCUCUUGAUAUCGGCCUUUCUUCGACCUCAAAUUUCUUCCACUGCAGGCUGUGCUGUUGGGUUGAUUUUGCUCGUCGAGCUGCGUUGACAACAUCGCUGUUUGUCUUGUCUUGUCUUGACUUCACUCACCUCAACCACUUCGCUCUCGAUGUUGAUUCACGACCCUCGCUGCCUAAAUCUUGCGAAUUCACUUCGCUGAACCAUGAUUGACUUUGCGGCGCUCUACUUCAAAAAGCGGCGACGUUGAAGCAUGAUUCCAAGUAGUGUUCCGGGCCCAGGUUUCGAAAGCAGCGACUCUAGAUCGUGACCCAGAUCUUCAUACCAAUAGACACCAUACAUCUGUGAAAUGCCACAUACCUCAAAGUCGAAUCAGUCAUGGGCUAUCACUUCACCCGAUGCUCAACAGAUCGCUUCCUCCAACCAAACUGUCAAUUUCCUCUUUGGUGGUCGCGCUCGCUCAUGGAUGACAGGGGACCCAUCGGCAACAACCAACCCUACUAGACUUGCUCCAGUAGCCUCCAGUAAUUCCCGGAAACGGAACAAAAAGAGAAAGGUGUCUGACGCUGCUCCCCCAACCCAGAACGACAAUGACAUACAUCGCGACAAUAACCCGACCGAGCAAUCAUUUGAACAACGACCAAGUGCCGGAGAACCAGCAAGAGCUUCGACCGUCCUACCCUCUCCGGCGCUGACCGAUGCACCAAGCCCGAAUGUCUCGAAUCAAACCGACAGCACUAAUCCCGAUCCAAGCGCUCACGUAGGCAGCGCAGGGCCUGGGGGGCCAGUCUCUGAUAGUAACAUGAACCAAAGCGACUCGACACACGUCGCGACUAAUACCAACUACCCAAGCUCUACAGCCGCCGUCUCCCUUCAGCCCAAGACUUCUAUGCCACAGCAAAACUACGUCACUCAAGCGACAAUUCUACCUACGGCGACCAGUCCUACGUUAGCUAAUCAAGCUCCUCAGGCAACAGCCUCGCCGCUUUCCCACAUAGAAAUACGCCCUCAAAAUCUAGGAGCGCCUCUAGAAACGAACUCGAGGCAGCAUAUAAGACCACCCACUGCUAUUGAUCAUCAAGCAAAGCGCCCUCGGGUCCAAGAAGCAACAAGUUCGGGAAAUUCCAGAGACCGAAGUAUCUGUCUAAAAUGGUACAACUCGAUCGAGCACCGCGUGGCGCAAGCUGUCCAUGCCGGGCUCCUGAAUGAAACAGUUGAAAAACCACGAUAUAGGAUCUUGGCGGAAGCAUGCCAGAACGAGGAUUUCUUCUACAUUGCUUUUCACCAGGCACUUUGUGCUUGGUCCUUAAACAGAGGGCCGAUUCAUGCGCUCUUCCUUGGAUUAGUGCAGCCAAACCUGCUGGAUGCUGCCUUUGACGUAGCGCAAACCAUUCUCAGGAAGAAUGAACAUAUGUCCCAUGCACAUCUGCAAUGGUUUGCCAACUUCCCCAGUACCAUCGCCGAGUUCUCAAGGGUUUUCCCCAAUACAGAAGCGGCUAGAGACAUUUCUGCGUUUCUCAUCCAGCUGGCAACAAACUGGCAUACGCUCUCACAAAAUGUUCAGGCACGAAGGUAUCCUUUGCUCGCAUCUGAGCUGAUAUUCAUCCUACGCUGCCGAGCCAAAGGUCUACAGUCUAUGCUGUUCACCAUGAGCCGCAGAAGCCUUGGCGUAAAUGACGGUCCUGUAGCAGGUGCGAUGAACGUCAUUUUUGAUCAGGACAGGGAGGACGAAGCUGCAUACGAGGCUCGCGGUGAGCCCCCUGAAACCCUCAAACGCGCCAGGGAGGCAAUUGCGAUGAAAUAUCGGGACCUUGUUAUGUCGGCGGCGCAACGAGCAGCAUCCAAUGCAGGCUCGAGUGCUCAUAUAGUUGCACAACGUGGACAUCAAUCGCUACCACCUACAACAACUAACCUAUCUUAUCCCGUGCAUACCGCAUCGGCUUCAUCUCCUUCUCUCUCCUCGCAUUUCGAUGCAUUCGCUGUUAGGCCUUCAGUAGGCGACCCAAGGGUGGUAAGCCCGGGGUCUGUGAAUAACCACUCGCCUUCGACAGGCAAUAGUGUCAGCGGGAUUCAGGGCCCGCGACGACCGAAUCACCUUCACAUCCAAACCGAUACUGCAACAUCGUCGCCUCAUUUUGUCACUGCCUACCAGUCUCCCCAGUUAUCACAGCAUCCAUUACCCAGGUCGUCAAGCGCUGGGUCGCUCCCCAUACAACCAAACCGCGGAUCUCCAGUUACGACUAACACUCCUGUAAUUCCAUCGAAUGGCCCAUCACGAACAGCUAUUUUACCGCCAAAUAAUCCUCUAUUACAACGACGAGCAGCCUCGUUUGCGCAUCCAUCCCAGACGCUUCCUAGCCCUUACGGGACAUACACCGAAAACCAAGCACCGCACCACCAGCUGGCAGGAACGGCGCAAGUCUCGAGUCCAGUUUCACAGAUGAACCCUCAUCAUCAUGGCCAGCCUAUGCAGUCCCCACAGUUUCAAACGGCAUACAAUCAGUUGAACCCGCCUCGCAGGGCAUCUACGUCGCAGUAUAAUAUGAUGUCAGCCCCGUCAGCUCAUGUUUAUUCCGCUCAGCCGAUUGGGCCACGAAAUCCAGCAUACCAAGUACCAGUCGCUAGCUAUCCGCAUUCACUGGCUGGGCCCGUUCAGCAAAUACCGGAAGCCGACUAUCCAGCUAGCCCGUAUGGCUAUGGCUCACUUCAAGUUGGUUUGCAGCAUGUCGGUGUACGCAGUCCCAGGCGUGUUCCCUUGAAUCCUGGCAAAAUUCGACAUUAUCAGUUUGUCAGACAGCUAGUAUACCAACCCCUAGCCCUUAAGCCUCAAAGGGGACUGCGGUCUCUGUCUUUCAACGUGACAAAAGAUCAGAUACAAAAGUUAGCAAAGAAAAUCGAGGGGAUUGGUCUUCCAUUUUGCUACUAUUCCGAGGGCUGUCGUCGUUACCGGCUGCGUAUGAUUGUGCAGCCUGAGACACAAGCUGAACCAUCUGAGUCAGAUUGGGUGAUGUCUGCAACAUGCUGGCCUAGCCAUAUUUUUUUUGACCUGAAUUCGAAGUCCCUUGAGCUGCGACGAAAACAACAUUUUCAUAAAGAUCAACCGCUGGAGUUGACAGAUUUCUUAGUUGAGGGCGAGAACAAGAUGACCAUCAGCUAUCCUGUUGUUGAACAAAAUUCCAAGCCGGGAUAUAAGCAUUUCAUGGCGAUUGAGAUAGUGGAGACAAUGAGCCAUGGGGCGAUUACCGACCUUCUACACUCACGACACCUCCCAGCAGAGGAAACGAGGUACAAGAUAAUAUGUCGCUUACGUCCCUCGGAUUCAGACGACAUCAUCGUCCAGGAUGAGACUCUGCCAAUCUCCUUGGCAGACCCUUUCAGUAAACAGAGGGUUGCGGUUCCAGUCAGGGGCAGUCAAUGCAAGCACUUGGAAUGUUUUGAUUUAGAAACGUUUUUGGGGACCAGAAGCGGAAAAGAGCCACAAAAAGGAGGCGGCCCGCAGCAACAGGGGGAAGAACCUUCGUUGGUGGACAGAUGGGGUUGUCCAAUAUGUGGACUCGAUGCACGUCCUAUCAGUCUCUUGGUGGAUGAUUAUCUCGUGGCAGUUAGGCGCUCGCUGAUCAGCAAUGGCGACACUCGGACAAGAAACAUCAAAGCGGCUCCUGAUGGUACGUGGUCUGCAGUAUGGGAGCCGGAGGAGUCUGAUGACGAUUCACCGGCACCACAACCUAAAGGUUCGGUUAAUGGGCAUGCUAGUAGGCAACCAAGGCCACCCCCGACACCAGUCAUCGACAUAUCGGAUGAUGAAUAGAGUCUUGGGGGGGUUCUUGGUGGGAAAGGGGUGUUUUGGGAUUUUCGUUUCCGUGCGUGGCGUUCUGGAAACAAGUGCAUCUUAGCAAGAUUGCUUUUUGAAAAUAGAUACCUUUUUUUUUUUUGGGUUGGGUUGGGUCUGGCCGCAAAAAUCCAGAGCUGGCUGGUUAAGGGAGGGCAAUCAUCGACAAAGGCGAGAGGCG